This is a messenger RNA of Nyctereutes procyonoides (raccoon dog), 1239 nucleotides long. RefSeq lists its product as uncharacterized. Gene Ontology annotation, biological process: intermediate filament organization; keratinization. NCBI's taxonomy places the organism in Eukaryota, Metazoa, Chordata, Mammalia, Carnivora, Canidae. The transcript is spliced from 4 exons. The coding region runs from base 1 to 1194 and encodes 397 amino acids. Gene Ontology annotation, cellular component: keratin filament. The record is from RefSeq and is a predicted model, not a curated record. Gene Ontology annotation, molecular function: structural constituent of skin epidermis.
AUGGGGAGUGCUGUCUUCGAGGGACAGAACCAGGGGGCCUUUCCCUUCGUGCGCCCCGUCUCCGCAGACCCCCUGCUCGCCUUGGGCAUGGCUCACGACCUCUACCAUGCGAGGAGCCCCCUGCCCCAUGUCCCCCGCUCCAAGCCCCCUGCCCCAUGCCCCCCGCCCCAUGCCUCCCCGUCCAAGCACUCCGGUCCAUGCCCCAAGCCCCCACCCCAUGCCCACCGCCCCAAGCCCCUCCGGGUGGACCGGGACCAAGGCUGCCCCAACUGCAGGCGGGUGGCUGCCCCGGGGCAAGCCCAUGAUGGGGCUGCCCACCCGGGUCCCCGCCGAGGGGCGCAGAGGGGGCGCCCCAGUCCUCGGCGCACGGCCCGCGGGGGUGACCAGGCCUCCGGGCCCAUAAAGCGUGGGUGGGACGUGAAGCCAGUUUAUGGAGGCGGUGAUGGCCCGGGCUGCUUUGAUGGUGGGGAAGAGGCCGGGGCGCCCCGACCCCCCCUGCCCCAGGACUUUGAGCUGUGCCGCGGCCUGCGGGUCCCGCUGCUGCAUCACGGCCGCCCCCUCUGCGCCGGCUCCUGCGGCCGCAGCUUCGGCUACCGGGUCGGGGGCCUCUGCGGGCCCAGCCCGCCCUGCAUCACCAGCGUGUCGGUCAACAAGAGCCUCCUGACGCCCCUCAACCUGGAGAUCGACCCCAACGCGCAGUGCAUCAAGCACGAAGAGAAGGAGCAGAUCAAGUGCCUCAACAGCAUGUUCGCCGCCUUCAUUGACAAGGUGGGUGUCCCUGGUCACCCUUCCUGGGCCUUCAGUUCCUGCGGGGUCAGGGGCAGGACAGGGCAGGCCCGGGGCAGCUCCCAGUCUGAUGGACCAGAUGGACACAGCUCAGGGCCCGGAUGCACCAAAGACGUGACUACAGGGCACAGGCUCCCGGUGGGAUGGUGUGGCUCGAACGUGCACCUCUGUCCAGGCAGGCAGGUCCCUGCACAGAGACGGGGACGGGCUCGGAGCCCUCAUGCCAGAGGCACAGGGUGGUCCGUGCACGUAGUCGCCAGACCCAACAGAAGAAUAGGAGGAGGACCGCAGGGGCACCCGAAGGGUGGAUGUCCCCGACCCCACCCUUCCUCUGCCCCACCCAUGCUCAGGACCCAGGCUGAGAAGGGAGUCAGGGGCAGGAGAGAUGUGGCCCAGAGGAGCUCCUAGUCUGAUGAUGGAGGAGACGGACGCACGUCCAGGGCACAGACAGAC